Molecule: messenger RNA, 1694 nt
Organism: Paraglomus brasilianum
Lineage: Eukaryota; Fungi; Glomeromycota; Glomeromycetes; Paraglomerales; Paraglomeraceae
Source: the annotation of a GenBank genome assembly
GUCCAAUAUACUUGCAUCGAGGUCUCACAUUUCUUAAACAACAAAAUCCAAUACUUGAAGAAGCAGUUGAGAGAACAUUAAAUCUCGUUUGGAGUGAACAAUGGAAACCUCGCGUGAUUGUUCAAAGCGAGUCGCCCAACUAUCCGCCUUUUCCAAUAAAUCUUACAAAACGAACAGAUAACGCUAACGUUGACAAUAUUCGAUUACUGACCGCCAUAAGAAUAGAUGUUAAAGACUUUUCAGUUCAAUUACAGCAUGGAGUAGACGAAUCAUAUACGUUAGAUAUAUUUUCAGAUAGAAUUGGUACCAUUACGUCUAAGACCGUUUGGGGGGCGUUACAUGCUCUCCAGACACUAAAUCAAAUUGUUGUUAGUGAUGGAAAUGGUGGCCUAAUGAUUGAGAAGACUGUUCACAUAGAGGAUGCUCCUCUCUAUCCACAUCGUGGUCUUCUUCUUGAUACCGCCAGGAAUUUCUAUCCUGUUAGUGAUUUAUUGAAAACGAUUGACGCACUUGCAUGGAGUAAAAUGAAUGUAUUUCAUUGGCAUUUAGUUGAUUCUCAAUCUUGGCCGCUACAACUUAGAAGUUAUCCGCAAAUGACGGGAGAUGCAUAUUCUAAUAAUGAAAUAUAUUCUCAAUCUGAUGUUCGGCGAGUCAUUGACUAUGGGAGAUUGAGAGGCGUACGUAUUCUUCCCGAAUUUGAUAUGCCAGGGCAUGCACGCGCUGGAUAUCAACAGAUUAACCCAGAGAUCGUAGCUUGCGGCGAUUCAUGGUGGUCUAAUGAUGAUUGGCCAUACCACACUGCAGUUGAGCCACCACCCGGUCAAUUGGAUAUAAUCAACCAGGAGACUUAUAAAGUUGUCAAUAACAUCAUAUCAGAGGUGACAUCGAUGUUCCCGGAAAAGCUUUUCCAUGCGGGAUUUGAUGAGCUCAGUCAAAAUUGUUACAAUUAUUCAAAAUAUGUAAGCGAAUGGUUCAAAGAGAAUCCCAACGCUACGUAUCCGGAUUUAGCUCAGUAUUUUCUGGAUAGAGUCUAUCCAAUUAUUAAAGCCACCAAUAAACGCAUUGUAAUGUGGGAAGAUGUACUUCUUUCUCCUGAUUUCCCUGCCAAGGAUGUUCCCAAGGAUGUUAUUCUUCAGUCUUGGAAUGAAGGUGUCAAUAAUACAAAGAAAAUCGCUGCAGCAGGAUAUGAUGUGAUUGUUUCCUCGGCAGACUUCUUAUACUUAGAUUGUGGGUUCGGCGGAUGGGUUAGCAAUGAUCCGCGAUACAAUCAGAACUUGAAGAAUGGCGCUACGAUUGGUGAAUUCAAUUGGGGUGGGACCGGUGGUUCGUGGUGUGCUCCGUAUAAAACAUGGCAACGGAUUUAUGACUAUGACAUCGAUUACACACUCACUGAUAACGAGAAAAAACAUGUUCUUGGAGCAGAAGCUGCCUUGUGGUCAGAGCAGUCGGAUGGAGUUGUCCUAGACUCCAAAGUUUGGCCACGGACAGCAGCUCUGGCUGAACUUUUAUGGUCAGGGAAUAAAGACGCAUCAGGUCGUAAACGCUAUCGUGAGAUGGCUCAGCGCAUCAAUGAAUAUAGGGAGCGACUCGUGGCGCGUGGGGUUGGUGCAGCACCAUUGCAGUCUAAAUGGUGCUACAAGAAUCCUCAUGCUUGUGACCUUUUCCGAAACGAAACAGUACCGGAUUACAACUAA